UUAAAUCGUCUAUCGAUUGCUCGUGCCUAGCCUGCAGGGUGAAAGUUGAAAGUUCGUCUACAUCUGAAAACAGGAGACACGUGCGAGUUGAAAAGUCACCUGUGCAGCAGUAGCACCAUCUGCAGAGAUGGCGGCCAUCUACUCAGGUAUCCAUCUGAAACUGAAGAGUCCUCAUACUCUCUGGGAGGACAAGUUAAAGCUGGCACGUUUUGCCUGGAUCUCCACUCAGUGCCUGCUCCCCAACAAGGAACAGGUGCUGUUGGAUUGGUGCACCCACGCUCUAACGGGCCGGUACAAUCAGAAGGUGGAGUUUUCUGAGGAUGUUCUUGAAGGACUGUGGUGUUACCUUGACGAUCUUAUUCACAGCAAGAAGCUCCACUCUCUUCUGAAGCAGGGCAAGACCGUCAGCCUGAGGCUCAACAUGGCACAGCUGCUGCUUGACCGUCUCCAGGAAUAUGCACGUGUUGGCUCUAAGUCUCCGGUGUGUGUGUCCACCAUCCUCAGUGUGUGUCAGGGCCUCCUCUCUUCCCCUGUGCUCUCGUCUGUCUUCACCACAAAGUAUGAACUCAUAGUUGAUCUCCUGGCUAAGCUCUGCUCUCUGGCCUGCUGUGAGCUUCAACAGCCAUUGCUCACACAGCCCUUAGUGACAGAAUCUGUCAAAUGUGGGGAUGAAGUGAUGACUGAGAGUCAUCAAAUCGAUUUGGACCAUUCCCAAAUUGAUCCGAUAACUGAAAAUCCUCCUGGUGAGCCUGAGUUAGACGCUAAUAAACCCCCUGCCAAGCCAAAGGAAAAUGUCCGCUCAGCUAAUUUGUUUGAUGUCUUGCUUCAAGUGCUGUCAUGUUAUUUGUCUGUCCAGCGACAACAAGCCAAUCCCAACAGAGUCUCUACCAUGGUAACCAACCAGCUGAUCCAACCUUUAGUAUUACUCCGACACCUGCUGACCUCUGGGGAAUUUGCUGCUGCUCACACACACCUGCGCCUCCGUCAGCAGCUGUCCAGAGACGUCCGCAUCAAGAUUGACUCCAUUCUCCAGUUAGCUCUGUUCCCCUCUGAGCACCUGGCCGCCUACAAGGACGAGCUCCUUCCAUCUAAAGAAGAGUCUGGGAAACGCGGUCCUGGAGGCGCAAAAGGCGGUCCUGGAGGCGCAAAAGGUGGUCCUGGAGGCGCAAAAGGCCCCUUAAAGCCAGUCAGUGCAAUACUCUCCAAACUGAGUGCUCCAGGAUACUGUGAGCCGGCCCUCCACUACACUGUGAAGUCCAACACAAUGUCUCUGCUGUUUAAGUUCUUUGUGGAAAGCUACGGAAAAGGGAGAGGAGAAAGUGAGGAAACACACAGGAUGCUGUGUUUUUAUUUCCUCACCAGAUUGGUCCCAACCUUGGAUAUGCAUCUCGAUGAAAACUCCCCUGCCAAAGCAGACCAGCCAGUUCCUGUUACCCCGGGGCAGAAGUCUCCCCCAUCCUCCCCCUGUCCCCCAGAGAGCUGGAGCCUGUGUCUGCUGGCGGUGGAGUCCCUGCUGAACCAGACUCUGUCAGCUGAUAUUUACAAUGUAGCAGCAGACCGGAUCAGACAUGCAGAGGUCCAACUCAAGUUUUACAGAGCUCUGGGACAAAUGCUCUUCAACCACGCCCAGCCAAGCAUCCCGGCAUGGUACCGCUGUUUAAAAGCGCUGUUGAGUCUCAACCAUCUGAUUAUUGAACCAGACCUGGACCAGCUGUUAUCUUCAGCCUGGGUUGACUCUGAAUGCAUGGAAGCACGAGUGCAACGGGCCAGACAGCUCCUGGUGUGCAGUCUCCUCCAGACUUACACUAAGCUCCGUCAGCUGCCUCGCUUCUUCUCCGAGCUCUUGACUGUGAUCUGUCAGCCAGCAUCAGACAACCUCCGACCUCCUCUGCUCUCUGAGGGCGCCUCCGCCUCGCUCAGGGCUUGUCUGCUGGACACUCCUUCUUCCCAGGGGCUAGAGAUCUGCUCAUUAGUGUUGGAGAGCAUCAGGACAUACAUACUACCUGACAUGGUGCAGGAGGAAAGAGAGGCAGAGAAGAUGGAGAUUGAUGGUGAAGUAGAUGACAAUGGAGCAAACAAAGAUCAGAGUAGAAAAGAUGCAUCUCAGAAGCUGUUCUCCCUCAGUCAGCUGCUACAUGUCGUUUUGUUUAGUCUGAAGACUCUAGACAAUGCCUCUCCUCUUCCCACAGUCAGGCAGAGUAAGGCUUUGAUUGUGGAGAUGCAACAGGUUGUCAAGGAGCUACUGAAUCUGUUGUCAACAGAAGAAAAAGCUGUAAAAACAAGUUCAGUUCAAAGUACCCCACGGAAACGCAAAAAUAAUUUGGAGCAGAUGUCGGAGUAUAACAUGGGAGCACUGUGGGAACAGAAGACCCUUGAUGCCACUCUGCUUCUCCGAUACACCUUGGUGGAGGUCGACACGCUGUUUGAUAUCCACUGCAGCAAAUACACAGCGCUGACAGCCGCUGCAAGCGAGACUGAAGACCGUGCUCCAGUCCUAACACAGAUAGGAAGUCUCCUCUCUAGUGAGAUUGUUCCGUCUCAUCUGCAGCCGUCCUGCAGCCCCUUGAGCCGUCUGCUGCUCAAACUCCUCACUUUGCAACAGAUGAAAAAAGUUCUCUUAGAUACCCCCUUACUCUCUGAACCCAACACAGCAGCUCUUCUAAACAGCGCGGCACAGUUUAUUUUAGCUAAAUCAGAGUUAGAGUUGAGUCUGGAUGGAGAGCAGGUAUGGGACGGGCAGAUAGCGAGUGUGACCUCCAGCUCUUACCUCGCAGCUCACUGGUAUCUUAUCACAUCCAACUUGCCUCUGAUUGCUCCUUACCUGACCGGAGAAGAUGUGGGUUGUGUGGCUGAUAUGCUUGUUGGUUCACUCCUCAGCAGACAAACCAACGGAGGAAAAGGCUGUCCCCCCGGCUCUCUCAGCGUGUCUCUUGUAUCAUCACAACUUGUCCAAAGCCCCGUUCUUGCCGAGUUGCCUUCCCUGUUCUCUGCUACAGUUUGUUCCCUUUCAGACAGGAUUGUUAGUGUUCUCAAGGCAGCUCAUAUACCCAAGGUUUGUCCUACACUGUUGAAGAUUCAGGAGAAAGGAACUGGAGCUUGUGAGAGACUGCCUCUGUCCACACUUGUGAAUAAAGAGACUAUAGUUGAGGAUAUAUUGGCAUCCUCAAAGGCUGGAGAGGUGUCUGUGUUGCUGACUGACACACAAAGCAAGGAGCUGGUAGACUUACUCCAAAUCUUAACCAAUCUAAACCCAGAUGGGAUGAACUCUGAGGAUAUCUCCUCUGUUUUCCUCCUGCUCUUCUUCAUGCUCACCUCCACCUCCAGUCAGAAAGCCGUGGAGCCUCCUGAAUCUGGAGAUGAAGCUCUCUUCCUGGUGAAGCUGCUCAGGAUUCUCACCUGUUUCCUGGAGGGUAGAAACUUCCCAAGUGUUUUGAAGCUCAUCCACGGUGGGACUCUGCUGCAGGCUUCUGUUUCCUCUCUCCUCUGGCGCAGCAACAAUGGAGCAUUCGGAGUCACAAGCAGCUCUGAUUGGUUGGAUUUAAUCAAAGAAGCACAGGGCUUCAUCAGGGCCUUAGUCCAGUUGAUUAUAAUCAGAAACAGCAGUGUUCGACUCAACCUAGACCAGUUUGCCUCAUAUCUUACCAGUGAGGAGAUGUCAAACAUGAAAAUAGUUGCCCCCAGUUCAACAGCUGUGUCAGGUAAACCAGGAGCGUCCAUUUUGUCUGUUCAUCUCCUGCUGGCAUCGCUGACCUCCUUCUCCCAGGCAAUGACCUCUAACUUGGGGAAGAGUAAAAAAAUGGAUCAAACUCUUACUCAGAUGCUCACAAGAACGACCGCUUCAUUAGGACCGGCUGUUGAGUCCAUCCUAAAACCCCAAACUGUCAGCGAGUCACCCAUCCAACCGGCCAGCGUCCUCGGCCAGGCCUUUGUCGUAGAAGUCGUGACGGUCAUGCUGCACUGCGAGCUGUCCUCACUGUCAGUGGAGGACGAGAACAAGCAGAAACAAAUGAGACACAUGGCUCUCUAUCAGGGCUGCUGCCAGCAGAUCCUCAAAGAAAUCAGUUGUGCCCACAGGCCGUUGGACUUCCUUGUUUCUUCUCUCCAUUUCCUGUCCACUUUCUACAAAGCAGUGGAGAAGACCAGAGGAGAGAGGGGGGAGGAGAAGGAAGGAGAGGAGAAGAAGGAAGGGAAGGAGUUGGACGAGCUGUACAUGCAGAUACUGCAGAAUGUGCACAGACUGCUGACAGCUUCUUGGCUCUCUGCGAGUGAUGUGUGUGAGCUGGAGCCGGCUGUGCAGGAGCUGCUGCGCCACCUGCUGGAGAAAAGCACCACAGGUCGGUUUAACCUGCUGCUGCUGCUGAUCAGAGAGGGGCUGGACACAGGCAAACUGAGGGCAGGAAACUACAGGGAGGUGCUAUCUGCAGUGAUCAUCAUUAAGCUGCUUUCCUGCUGUCCGUUACCUGAGCCCUGCUCUAAAGCGCUGUGGCUCAUUGCACCACAGAUUAUAUCUGCCAUGGUGUUUUUGGUAAAAUCGUCCACGCAGGACAUCUCUCUGACCGUUCCUUUCACGGUUCCCACGGUGACGUCCAUGACAUCACUGCUGCGUCAGGGCGAGGGGCUCCUCACCAACCCUCAUCAUGUCCUCCUCAUUCUCGGGGCGCUGCAGUCGGUGCCCCUCGACCACCUGACCCCGCCCGUCUACCACUCUGUGUUUCUGGCCAUUCAUGAGGCGCUGUUUGCCAUCAUCCAGCGUCAUCCACAGGUGAUGCUGAAUGCCGCUCCGUCCUUCUUGAAUGUCUUCUAUCGUCUGGUGGCAUCCAUCAUGCAGGAGGGACGGCAGCGAGGGGACAGUGACACAGACGGUGACGUGUAUCUCCAGUGCUCCAGAUUAAUAGAGAGGAUGUACUCUCACAUUGCUGCUACAGCCGAGAGCUUCACCACACUGUCGGCCUUCAUGGUGGCUCAGUACGUCACAGACCUGCAGAAGGUUACUCUGCGUCCAGACGUAAAGCUGCAUCUAACGGAGGGGAUCUAUCGGAUACUGGACCUGUGUAUGGAGCGGGAUAUCAAGUUUCUGACGGCCGGGCUGCAGAUGGGAGUCAGAGAGGUUUUCAACGAGCUGUACGGCAGCUACACGCACUACCACAAAGCUCAGAGGCAAGGGGAGGAGAAGUACACUGUGUGAUCUGUACCAUGCAUUCCCAACCACAGAUCAGAUUUCAAUUGAAUUGAAUUGAAUAAAUAAUGGAAAAGCUAUUUUUAUUUGUAAUUUAUGCUUGAGAAUGGAAACAGCUUGUGGAUACCAUGCGAUGUAUUCAGAGUGUAAACAUAGUAGUCAAUAAGAAAGUAGAUUUGUUUUUUCUUUAGAAAUUAGACUCAAUUCUGCAUAUAAACACAAUACAAUAAACAGAUACAGAGGAAAGCAGCCAGCAACUCGCCUGCAAAAAAUGAGUUUACCAGGUUAGUUGUGAAGAAAUCAGAACAAUUAUAAAUUCAUUGUAUUCUUUUUCGCUUGUCCAAUGGAAUUACUGCUAAGAGGACCUAGACUCUGAUGGAGUCAAUACAAAUAAUGGAUUAAAUGCCGUGUUUGGAUUCAAAUUGAAAGAUGGUUUUUAGUGACAAAUGAUUACACAUUCAUUGAAUUAAUGAAGAGAACGUAUACAUUUGUGUUUGAAUUAUUCCUGUUUCUGUUCUGUUUUUUUACUGAAACUUAAUUACUUAAUAGAUACUUUUGAAAACAA
Trematomus bernacchii (emerald rockcod) is the source of this 5741-nucleotide messenger RNA. It is a transcript of the gene urb2, whose product is annotated as URB2 ribosome biogenesis homolog. Lineage: Eukaryota; Metazoa; Chordata; Actinopteri; Perciformes; Nototheniidae. Gene Ontology annotation, cellular component: nucleolus. Gene Ontology annotation, biological process: ribosome biogenesis. The record is from RefSeq and is a predicted model, not a curated record. The coding region runs from base 128 to 5185 and encodes 1685 amino acids. The transcript has 12 exons.